AGUCCGUCCACCACGAACAAGGCCACCUACGACGACGAGCCAUCGCAACGCACAAUCGUACGCCCCGGCGGAUCUUGCGACUCGCGCGCCCUCGUACGAACAAAGCCCAGCACUCGAUCAAUCCGCACGGCGCCCUAGCCGCAAUCCGCCGCCAUGGUCUUGCAGGAUCUCGGCCGGCGCAUCAGCGGCGCUCUCAACGAUGUCACUCGUGCGCCAAACCUUGACGAGAAGGCAUUCAAGCAAAUGCUCAACGAGAUCUCCGGCGCCCUCCUCGAAGCCGACGUCAACGUGAAGCUCGUCAGCAGGCUCAAGAACUCGAUCGCGACGUCAGUCAACUUCAAAGACCUCCCGCCCAGCGUCAACAAGAAGCGGAUAAUCCAGAAGGCCGUCUUUGACGAGCUCGUCAAGCUCGUCGACCCCCACGCCGAGCCGUUCAAGCCCAAGAAGGGCCGGUCCAAUGUCAUCAUGUUUGUUGGUCUCCAGGGUGCCGGUAAGACGACGACGUGUACCAAGCUGGCGCGGCACUACCAGGCGCGGGGCCUGCGCGCCUGUCUCGUCUGCGCGGAUACCUUCCGUGCCGGUGCCUUUGACCAGCUCAAGCAGAACGCCACGAAGGCCAAGAUCCCGUACUAUGGUUCCCUCACCGAGACGGAUCCGGCAAAAGUGGCCAAGGAGGGUGUGGACAAGUUCAAGAAGGAGAAAUUCGACAUCAUCAUUGUCGAUACCUCCGGUCGGCAUCGGCAAGAAUCGGCACUGUUCCAGGAAAUGACGGACAUCCAGAACGCCGUCCACCCGGACGAAACGAUCAUGGUGCUGGACGCGUCGAUCGGACAGCAGGCCGAGUCGCAGGCAAAGGCCUUCAAGGAGGCCGCCGACUUUGGAGCCAUCAUCAUCACCAAGACGGACAGCAACGCCAGCGGAGGCGGCGCCAUCUCCGCCGUGGCGGCCACGCACACGCCCAUCGUCUUCAUCGGCACGGGAGAGCACAUGCUCGACUUUGAGCGCUUCGCGCCGCAGCAGUUCAUCAACAAGCUGCUCGGCAUGGGCGACAUGGCGGGGCUGGUGGAGCACGUGCAGUCGCUCAAGCUGGACCAGAAGGACACGAUCAAGCACAUCACCGAGGGCAUCUUCACGGUGCGGGACCUGCGGGACCAGCUGAGCAACAUCAUGAAGAUGGGCCCGCUGUCCAAGAUGGCCGGCAUGAUCCCCGGCAUGUCCAACAUGCCCGGCAUGGCGGGCAUGGACGACGACGAGUCGAGCGCGCGCCUCAAGCGCAUGAUCUACAUCUGCGACAGCAUGACGGAGAAGGAGCUCGACAGCGACGGCAAGAUGUUCAUCGAGCACCCCACGCGCAUGACGCGCGUGGCGCGCGGCAGCGGCGUCAGCGUCCGCGAGGUCGAGGACCUCCUCACCCAGCAGCGCAUGAUGGCCGGCAUGGCCAAGAAGAUGGGCGGCAACAUGAAGAACAUGCAGCGCGCGCAGCAGGCCAUGGGCGGCGCCAACAAGCAGCAGCAGCUCGCGGCCAUGCAGAAGCGGCUUCAGAGCAUGGGCGGCGGCGCGGGCGGCGGCGGCGGCAUGCCCGACAUGGCCAGCCUCGCCAAGAUGUUUGGCGGCGGCGGAGGUGGUGGCGGCAUGCCCGACAUGGCCAAGAUGAUGGAAAGCAUGGGCAUGGGUGGGAUGAUGGGCGGCGGUGGUGGUGGUGGCGGCAGGGGCGGGCGGAGGUGA
Molecule: messenger RNA, 1725 nt
Organism: Microdochium trichocladiopsis
Lineage: Eukaryota; Fungi; Ascomycota; Sordariomycetes; Xylariales; Microdochiaceae
Product: signal recognition particle protein SRP54
Exons: 2
Coding region: 154-1725 (523 amino acids)
Biological process (GO): SRP-dependent cotranslational protein targeting to membrane; SRP-dependent cotranslational protein targeting to membrane, translocation
Cellular component (GO): signal recognition particle, endoplasmic reticulum targeting; cytosol
Molecular function (GO): 7S RNA binding; GTPase activity; endoplasmic reticulum signal sequence receptor activity
Source: RefSeq, a predicted model, not a curated record